Messenger RNA from Manacus vitellinus (golden-collared manakin), 3739 nucleotides. RefSeq names its product ring finger protein 182 (gene RNF182). Lineage: Eukaryota; Metazoa; Chordata; Aves; Passeriformes; Pipridae. The coding region runs from base 189 to 926 and encodes 245 amino acids. The record is from RefSeq and is a predicted model, not a curated record. The transcript has a single exon.
UAAAGGACAUGCAGUGCACAGUCUCUAGCAGAAGUUGAAAAUGGAUGAUGCCUACUGAUGCUUUUCGAUGAUGUCAUCUCCUUUUUUCCUGUUUGAGAUGUGUGAUAGGAAAAAGUUCUAAGACAAGACUGACUGACCUCUUCAUCCCUUGACUUCUCUUUCUGCAAGUCUAAAAACCAUCUGAAGAAAUGACCACUCAGCUACCAGAGGAGUCCCUGGAGACCCAGAGCUCAGAUGAGCUUGAGUGCAAGAUAUGUUACAACCGCUAUAACUUGCGACAGAGAAAACCAAAAGUGCUGGAGUGUUGUCACAGAGUAUGUGCCAAAUGCCUUUGCAAGAUCAUAGACUUUGGUGAUUCCCCACAAGGAGUCAUAGUGUGCCCAUUUUGCAGGUUUGAAACAUGCCUGCCAGAUGAUGAGGUUAGUAGUCUUCCUGAUGACAACAAUAUCCUUCUAAAUUUAGCUUGCGGGGGAAAGGGAAAGAAGUGCCUACCAGACAACCCAACGGAACUGUUGCUGACUCCCAAAAGGCUGGCAUCUCUAGUUAGCCCUUCUCACACCUCUUCUAAUUGCCUGGUUAUAACAAUCAUGGAAGUACAAAGAGAAAGUCCCCAGACUCUGAACUCAACCCCCGUGGUGGAAUUUUACAGGCCUACAAGUUUUGACUCUGUUGCAACCGUGUCCCACAACUGGACAGUGUGGAACUGCACAUCCUUGCUCUUCCAGACCUCAAUUCGGGUGCUAGUGUGGUUGCUAGGUUUGCUGUACUUUAGUUCCUUGCCUUUAGGGAUUUAUUUACUGGUAUCUAAGAAAGUUACCCUUGGGGUUGUCUUUGUAAGCCUUGUUCCUUCGAGCCUUGUUAUUCUCAUGAUUUAUGGCUUUUGCCAGUGUGUUUGCCAUGAAGUUCUAGACUGCAUGUCAUCUUGAUAACAAAUAUAGUAAAAUAAGAUGUGUUACCAGAUGUGCAGCAUAGUUGAUUUAUCCUGUCUUUGUAUUCUUAUUUAUUCUUAUUGUUGUCCAUCCCACUAAAUGGAAGCAGUAGCCCUAGUUAUAUGGUCCUUUUUUUUCCCCUACUGAAUUUGAUUCCCCCUACCCAGAGCUUUUUUUUGAGCUAAAAAUUGGAAAUAAAAUUUACAUGUUGAUUUUCAAAGGCCAAGUUUUAGGAAGGGAUAAAGCAAAAUUGCCAAACUUGGUGCCACCUACUGCUGCCACUGUUCAAAUGAGUAGCCCUUUGCUUUCUGUUGGCUUCAUCAAGUCAGUCCAGGCUGCAGGAUCCACCUAAAAGAAAUUAAUGUAACAGGCACCUUCCAGGUCCAAGUACCGCAUGUCUUCACCCAAAGCAUCUCAUGCUUUGGAAUAUCUGUUGUUUAUCAUCCAUUUUUGCUUAAAACAAAUUAAAUCACUUUGUUAGUUAAUAUUAAAUGAAGAAUAAGACAAGCUACCAUUGCUUUUUUAAGUUCUCGUUACAGCAAAAAUACAUGUAGGAGGCCAAUGGUUAUAGUCUCGCCAUAUUUUGCAAAAUGAGGAAUCUUUUUUUACCAUCUAAAAACAUGUCUCCAGAACACUUUCCCCAAAAGGAAGCCUAUUUUUCUUAUCACACAGUUGCAGCUCACUGUGAAAUAUUCCUGCUAGUGAGUACUUCCGGGGACCCAGCCACAUAUUUGCUGUUCUCCAGGUGCACUUAUUUCAGUGUACAUACACCUUAGGGCUUCCCUUUGAGAGUUCAGAGCUCUGCAGACUUCUCUAGAUAUGUUCUGUUGUGCUUACCCUCCCUUCCAGCAUUUCCACAACCACCCCACAUUUCCAAGCCACUAGUCCUCCUAACAAAUGAACAACCUCAUGCACAGGUACUCUGUGGUAGUUAUGCUGGAGAAUUUGACUUAUGUGACUUCAGCUCUCAAGAUAGACUUUUAUUCCCAACCAUUAGGAAAUGGAUCUUUAAUCACUAAUACAAAUUGGAAAAAAGUUCUGAAAUGAUUAACUGGUUUUUUGUUCAUUUUUUUUCUCUUUCUGAGUUCACAGAAUGAGCAAUUUGAGGAGAUACUAUGACUUUAGGAAGGUUUCAGUUUAAGGCAUAGUUCUUCAAAAUGUUUAAUAUUCUGAACUCCCUCUGUCACCAUUGUCAGUUGAUGGCAUUCUAGAUGUGGCAAUUAGAAUGCCUUGAUUAGUGGGGCUCAGAGGAAUUACUGAUAAUUUAUCAUUCCGCAAAUAGACCCAGGCCCUGUAAGACGUGCUUAUAUGUUGCAUGGUUUAGGCUACUUUUUGAACUACUGGAAGAGCACAAAAAUAAGUAAUAUUUAAUGUUUAUGUGUAUAACUAGGUCUAGUCAAUGCCACAACUGCAAACUGGUUUUCCUGUGCACAGCAGAGUAAAAGCUGAAACGGAGUUGAGCAGUGCAAGGCUGGUUUUAGGCACAAGAUUUAGUAAUUUCGGGGCAGUGUAAAAGGGAGAUGGGUUUGUUGCAUGAAAACUGAAUGUAUGACCCAACAAUAUACUCUUAGAGCUAACAGACUUUGGUAAGAAUGAAAAAUGACAGUGGGAAAAGCAGAGCCUAAGUGGUUGUUGUGUCUGUCAAGAGGAUCUGAAAUUAAGCUGGUCCAAUUUUUGUAGAUGGCAAAAGUGGUAUCUACAGUUAUAUUCCUAUUGCAAACAUAGAGAAAAAUAAGAAAAUGUAAAGGUUCUGCUUUUCUCGACACUCAGUUUCUAAUAGUGCGUAUAUAUGUGUGUGUAUGUACAUAUAGGCACAUAUGUAAGAAGAAAACAUAGCAAAGUUAUAGUUUUCAAGUGUUUGGGGUUAUGGAGCUGUGUAUUGAAUGAUUAAAGGAAAUGUUUCAGACUUUUCUGUAAUGACAAUAAUUAUAACUAAAAUAUUUUCAGAAUUCCUAGAAAUAACUAUUCCUAAGUAAUUGUUUUUAACGUCUGUGGUAAAGCACAUGUAGUUAGAAGAGGUAUCAUCUCCAUUUCUGGUAUAGUGCAAGGUUUGACUCAUCUAUGAACUCAUAAAUUUUAAGUAUCCAACAACAAUCAUGUCAAAAAGCAAGAAAAAAAGAAACCUAUGUGGUUUUAUAGUACUUCAUAACUUUGGGAAAAGAUGUAUUUGUAGUGUUAGGGAUUUACAUGUUUUAGGAUUUGUUCAAUUUGUCUGAAUACAGUGUCUCUAAUAAAGGGCUGACUGAUAGAGGAAGUAGGUUUUGCAAAUAUGUGAUAUAUAUGUAUUACCUUUGCACAACAUGUUCUACAGUGCUACCUGUUGUCUUUUCCUUUUGAUUUUCAUCUGACUAAGUUUAUCUUAGGUCCAGUACCAGGUAUUUUCUUUUCUGUUUCAAAAGAGAGCCUAAUCUCAGCAAGAUUAGGCUGACGCAGUGGUAUCAGUUACAUAUCACAGCAAAAAUAAAUACACCUGUUAUUAUACUUCCCUACUUUUAAGACUGCCAGCCCAUUAAAUUUAUACUGCUGUUUUAGGCUGUGCUGCAAUACUAACCCAAUCAAAAAUCCAAGCGUGCAAAAACAUACUGAUUGUAUAGCUAUUCUGCUGCUCACCCAGAGCACUUUAUUACAGCUUUGGUGUCGUAAAAUACCUAUAUGACUUACAGUAUGGCCAUUAAGAAUUGCUGGGAGGUAAAUCUCAAUUAUUUGUGGAGAAGAUAUUUGCUGUGAGACUAGAGGAACUUCAGAUAUUACUCUUCUCUUACUUUUAUUCUCUACCAUCCUUAAGAGUUAGAACUGAAAACUCUUGUGUC